Molecule: messenger RNA, 240 nt
Organism: Dentiscutata erythropus
Lineage: Eukaryota; Fungi; Glomeromycota; Glomeromycetes; Diversisporales; Gigasporaceae
Source: the annotation of a GenBank genome assembly
AAAGAGGAAUUGAGGAUCAAGCUGAAACAGCUAUUGAUAAUGAAGAAGAUGAUAAUAAAAACAAUGAAAAAAGAGAUAGUAAAGAAGAUAGUGAAGAAGAUAGUAAAGACAAUGAAAAAGAUGAUAAAGAUAAUAAAACAGCCAAUAAUGAUGAUGGAAAUAAUGAUACAAAUGAAGGCCCUUUUAUGUAUAUUAAUUAUCAUAGAGAAAAUGAGGAUGCCAAUAUUAUUCAAAAUUGGA